GGGUGUUUUAACUUUCCGAAGACGACAACAUUUCUGUCGACCCUCAAGGUAAACGCUCUAUUGGGAAGGGAGACCUUCGUAUUUAUAGAGAGAGAUCACGAGAGUGUGACGGCAGCGUUUCGCCGAGCGGAGACCUGUUCGCCCGAAAUGAUUGGCAAUUCAAAUGAGAAAGUCUGAGAAAUGUCUUUUUCUCUGGGCGACACCUUCUGCGUUCCAGCCAUUAUGUACAGGCGGAAACAAGCGAGUGUUUGCGUCUUCCAAACACUAUUUGGAUUGUCCAGAACUCAAAGAUCUCAGAGUGCCAAAUGCUGAAUGAAAUUAACACCCUUACUGACAUCAACGCUUGCUAUUGAGGAGCACAUCCUGCCUUAUUUCACCCGUCACUUUCCCAUCUCCUUGCAAGAGCUAACGUCACUGAGAAGCUCCACCCACUCACCUUUUGAUCCCUGUCGCUAUGGAGAAUCUCAGUGAGCUCCAGAACCCAUUGUUGGACAAAAACAGUAAGCACAUGGUCAACGGUUAUGGGGGUGAUUUCCCUAAUAACCAGUACCAGGAAAACAUUAUAAAUUACUUUGCUGGAGGUGGAGGUGGAGGUGAGGGAGGAGGAGGAAAGGUGAACAAUGGGAACGUAGUGAGCGGAGGUAGUUACAAUACCAAUGGGAAGAUGAAAUCUCAGCAGCUUUUGGAUGCCACCUCACUGCAUCUGGCAGUAGAGGCCUUCUACAGGCCCAACUUCAUCCUGUACAAGGAGGACAGCAGCAGCAUCAAGGCUAAGGAAUACAAAAGCGAGUGCUGUGAGACCACCUUCACAGAGAAGAAGGCGAAGGAGGCGACCCCUGCUACAGCAGGGGCGGACACGCCUGGUACAGAGGAUCCCCAGGCGAAGCUGCUGGAAGAUGGUGAACAAAUCAAGAUCCAAACUGUUUCCUAUGAGGUUGAGGAAGAGGAGUAUGUGGAGUAUGAGACGGACUGCUCUAGCGACAGUGAGAGCGAGGACAACUUCAUAGUCGUCCCUCCACGAGACCACCUGGGCCUGGCCAUCUUCUCCAUGCUCUGCUGUUUCUGGCCUCUGGGGAUUGCAGCAUUUUACUUCUCACAGGGGACCACCAAGGCAGUGAACAAAGGUGACUUCCCACUGGCCAACAUCGCCUCCCGACGGGCUUUGUUCCUUGCUGCCCUCUCCAUCACUAUAGGCACCGGUGUGUAUGUGGGGGUGGUGGUAGCUCUCAUUGCCUACCUUUCUAAACCAGGACACAUGUAGCAGCCGCACCUUCCCUCCACACACCUCCGGGGAGCCCAGGAGGAGAACAACCCCCUCUUGGGAAUGGCAUUGCUCCUGCAGACUUCAAGGAAAGUUUUGGGCGGGAUGUACAGUUUUUCCUCUCAUCCUUCCUUCCUUUCCAGCUUUCUCUCCCUACAGGCCCUCUGUCAGCCAAGAUUAGCCACAGUGACUGGAGAUAGGUCAAGCUGGAGGGUGAGAAGACAGGGAAUUGAGGAAGGUUUUUUUUGUUAAGACAGGAAGAAGAUUUGAAUAAUGGAAAUAUUCCAUGUUGGAGUCCAGUUUUCAUCCCAUUGACUUCAACCCCUGUUGGAUUCAUCCUCUUUUGGCUGGAUUUUUGACUUCCAAGACCUCUACAGAAACCCUGAGGAGAAAGCAAUUAUUAAGAAGGAGAGGCUGAGGAGGGUUAGAAAUCAAAACAAAAUCACUCCUAAACCAACUCUAUGUUGUUGUUCUUUGAGCUGCAGUUAAAAUUGUAGCCUCUCUGUGGACUCCUGUCUCCUCCUGUCUCCUGUCAUCACCACCCAGGACUGUCUUUAAUAGACCGCGAGCUUCUCUCAUGGACUCAUAAUACCAAGACUGAAUUUGUCUCUUGGCUGACUGCCUCACAGCAGAUGACCACACUCCCAGUUUCUUGAAAUCAUGGCUGAAGGACGUCUUUCAUUUACAGAUAAACUGUAGAAAAAAGUACAGAACUACUGAUAAUAAUUUCGAUCAAUGAAGAAUAAAGCUCAGAGAGAAAAAAAUAUAUCAAAUGCGAUUAGAGGCUGUUUUUUUCUCAUUGAACAAUAUGUACUGGCAUGAACUGCAAGAAUCUGAAUGGAGCCUCAGGCCUGUAUUUUACCUCGGAGAAGCUGUCCAUCAAAGACAUGCCCUGAAAUCAAAACAAAAUCUGUUCAUGCCAGAUAUGGUUUGCCUACGUACAUGCAAAUGUGCUUUGUUUUUAUUUUAGUCUGUUUUGUGUUCCCUGCUGUCUGAAGGCACCUUGAUUAAUCUCGCUUUAAGGAAUGUUUGUUUAUAGCCUUUGAAGUAAAGCACAGAAGUGAGGUGGCCCGAUGGUCAGAAAUUCAGGGGAAAAUGAUGUACAGUGGCCCCCAAAAAACACUGCAUCUGGAAACACAAUGUAAAAUGAAACAUCAGCGGUUCACAAUGGGCGAGGAAGUUAUAAAUCAGGUAGAUAAUAUCAUUAAAAGGCAGGCCUUACAUAUCCUCCAGGGCUGCGCAUAUAAACAAAGUGUCACGGUCCGACAGCUUUGAAUUUAGCCGUGAUCGAUUAUUCUUUGCAUGACUCUACCUAUGCCAGCAGUAUACUGCUUCGCUUGAUUGAUUAGAUUUAGAACUUGUUUUUGUCAGAUCAUAAAAAAGCGUAAAUUAAAAUUGAUCAGGCUGUGAAGGGGCUUUUAUUUUGUGCAAUAUCUUAACGCGUAUUGCCCCAAUUGAGCUAUUAACACAGAAGGCAUUUUAGAGUAGUAAAGCAUUGAGACAUUUCAAUUUGUUUCUUCACAAUUUCCAGAAUUUCUACUCAAGUUUAAAAACAGACACUCAACAGACAUUCGCUGAUUCUUGUAUGAAGGGCUUAUAAAUUACAGAGAUUUUAGUUUUUGUUUUUAUAUUGUAGACAGGUAGCUGCUAGUUGAAGCAGUAAAGCCUCAAGAGGUGACAUUAUACACUUAGUUUCCCUGCACAGGUCCUGCAUUAGUCAUACCUGACAUUUAUGGUGCACAAUUAGCUCCCUGUAAUGGCUUUUUCUGAAGGAAUGUGUACUCUCUGGAGCAUAGCCCUAAAAUAGCACAACCACAUUAAUUUCACUAAUAAGCCUCUUUUGCCGUCGUUGGUUGCUGUCAAACCCUGCAAGUAAACAAUCCAUUUACACAUCCUCAGCUCUGUGAACAUUUUGAAAUAAACAUGUAAGUCAGUUCUGCUGUGCUAAUGAAGAGUGAACAUCGCAGACUGCAGCUAAGACCCCAAAGCUUCCCUUUGAAUUUUAUUUUUGGCUGCCUGUAUGAGUAAACAUCCAGUUGUAUUUUGAUUAAAGGCAGUAAGCUGAAUGCUGAUUGAUUUGUUGGGAGCCCUAAAGAUUCGGCUUUAUUCUGGUCAUCUGAAUAGAGUGUCAUUUCACUGUGUAUGUUUGGCCUUAUAACCUCUGACCCCUUCUUAACACAUGUUCCAGUGGUAACUCAUGAGCCACUGAUUUGUGCACACAUCAUGACCAUCAGUGUAACUAUACUGAAAGGCUCUGUAUGUUUGCUUUCAUCUCUUGGAGAAAGUUUUAUUGCUGAUAAUGAUGAACAUGCUUUGUGUUAUGUAGCGUGUCAUUCAAAUGAUGUGUUUUUAUCUGGCUUCUUUGGCAUCCUGGUAUUGUGCAAUGUGUUACAACAGUAUGUGGGUUCGAAUACUGUUGUUAUUUUUUUCUCAUUGUGAUGAGCUGUACACAUCCAAGCAACAAAGACGAUUGCUAAAUGCAUUCCUCAAUGCCAGGGUGAUAGUGCUCUCUUGUGUUGUGCUCUUAAGCCAAAUUAAAGAAGAUUACAUUUUUUUAUAACAUUUAUGUUUUGGCAUUUCUUUCCUAUCUUGUGUGAAAGCAACAUGUACA
This is a messenger RNA of Morone saxatilis (striped sea-bass), 3872 nucleotides long. RefSeq names its product synapse differentiation inducing 1-like (gene syndig1l). Lineage: Eukaryota; Metazoa; Chordata; Actinopteri; Moronidae. The record is from RefSeq and is a predicted model, not a curated record. The transcript has 4 exons. The coding region runs from base 455 to 1261 and encodes 268 amino acids. Gene Ontology annotation, cellular component: intracellular membrane-bounded organelle; membrane.